UCAAAAGACUUGUCCGGAGCCCACUGAGCCAUUCAGAAGUUAGCACCGUGGACAGACCCAGUCUCAGCCCCACAGCAGCACAUCACUUCUUCCCUGCAAGUGUGGGAGUCAUAUUUUUUUUUCAUUGGGAGUAAACAUGGCGGUGGCAGAAAUACCCACAUGGGAGAGGAAAAUGCGCAUCUUUUUGUGCGUCUUCGGUUUGUUUUUGUCCGUUUACGCACUCCACGUGGAAUUGUCCCGCGAACACGACGCCGGCUACAGAGCUUUGUGCGACCUGGGGGAGUCUGUGAGCUGCUCCAAAGUGUUCACCUCCAGAUGGGGACGUGGUUUUGGCCUGGUGCAGUUCUUUGUCGCCAAAGAUAGUCCUCUCAACCAGCCCAACAGUGUACUUGGCGUCGUGUUUUACGCUCUGCAGCUCGGCCUGGGUCUGUCUCUGUCCAAAAAAGCCGCUCUGCUCUUGGUGCUGUCCUCCUGGGUGUCUGUCGCCGGCUCACUCUACCUGGCCGCCAUUCUGGCGUUCGUCCUCGGGGACUUCUGCAUGGUGUGCGUGUCGACAUAUCUGGUCAACUUCGCCUUACUCUUCACCAACGUCAAGCGAAGGAGCGCCAUCGAAGGGCAAAAAGAGAAGGCAGGAUAAUGUGGGGGGGGGAUAACUAAUGUGUUUUCUGCCUUGUUUACACCUGCUGGGACUUUUUUUUGUUUUUUUACUAAAACAGGAUUCAUCUCCAUUUUUCAGUCCCCAAUCAUCCUGUUAAAAUAAUGUUUUUGUUUGUCCUGUCCAGUUUAAUAUUUCUACAGUACUACUACAAAGAAAUAUUAAAAACAAA
Molecule: messenger RNA, 827 nt
Organism: Nerophis lumbriciformis (worm pipefish)
Lineage: Eukaryota; Metazoa; Chordata; Actinopteri; Syngnathiformes; Syngnathidae
Gene: vkorc1
Product: vitamin K epoxide reductase complex, subunit 1
Biological process (GO): vitamin K metabolic process; peptidyl-glutamic acid carboxylation; blood coagulation
Molecular function (GO): vitamin-K-epoxide reductase (warfarin-sensitive) activity
Source: RefSeq, a predicted model, not a curated record